AUGGAAUUUCCAUUCGAUAUUAAUUCUAUACUACCCUAUCCAAUAACAAUAUUCAACGGAGAUUAUCGUAUUCUUAAUAAAGGACAAGCAACAAGAAUAUUUACUUCAGAAAAAUUAAAUACAGUUAUUGAUGCCAUAGGAAUAGCUUCGUUUAAAGCUCAGGGAUUAUCCGGUGCCGUAACAACCACACGCAAAUUUCGUGUAUCCGACCAACGGUUAUAUAUAAUUAAAGAAGCUAACCAUAACAAUAAUUCAGGUGUUGUGAUUGGUAUACUUAAAGUUGGUGCGAAACAUUUGUAUGUUUAUGAUACAAAUGGUAAAGUACAUGAACGAACGCCAUUAUGUGUAUUAGAUUUUUAUGUUCAUGAAAGUAAACAAAGAUUGGGUUAUGGCAAACGAUUAUUUGAUAUGAUGCUUGAGCACGAACAAUGUGCUCCGUAUGAAUUAGCUAUUGAUCGUCCAUCGAAUAAAUGCCUAGCAUUUCUUCAUAAACAUUAUAAUCUUUCGGCACCUAUUCAUCAAGUUAAUAAUUUUGUUGUUUUUCAUGCAUUUUUCAAUGGACCUCCUGUUGCCUUACAUAGAAAGCCUUCAACACCAAAACAACGUCCGGAAUCAUUUGCAUGGUUUCCAACAACAGAAAGACAACAACAUCGGCCAUUGUCUGAAGUCAUUGAAGUUAGUCGACCUCAACAUUUGGGAACAUUUUCAAACGAACAUGAUAUCUUUGGUAAUCGUCAGCAACCUAUGACAGCUCGAGUUUCGCCGAUAAAAGAUCAACAUACUCCUCUAUCAUAUCAAACUUCAUACGGUCAACAUAAUAAUCAAAUUAGUUUCUUACGUGAACAAAUAUAUCCAAGUCAUUCAGCGUCAUACACUCCUCGAACACAUUCUAAUAUAUUUGAUCAGCAUCAUCCUUUUGCGAAUAUUCAACGGAAUACUACUGCGACCAUAAUGCCUUCAAGUUAUCAUCAACCUCCAUCAACGCAUGAAUCUCGUCGAAUAAUAGAAUCGAUUCCUCAGGUAUCUAAACCAGAAUCGUUCACUUCAAUUUUUACAUUCCCAUCAUCAAUGAAAUCGACAAACAGUUGGCGUCAACCACAAGCAACGAUUGAUUCUACUUCAUCGGCAUGGAGACUUUUUGGCGUAGAAUAA
This is a messenger RNA of Rotaria socialis, 1152 nucleotides long. NCBI's taxonomy places the organism in Eukaryota, Metazoa, Rotifera, Eurotatoria, Philodinida, Philodinidae. The record is from the annotation of a GenBank genome assembly.